AUGCAGUACGUUAGGAAUCUGAGCGAUUCGGUCUCGACGGCAUGGAACUCGAUCAACCCGGCCACCCUUAGCGGAGCCAUCGACGUGAUCGUUGUUGAACAGGAGGACGGUAGCCUGUCAUGUUCUCCUUUCCAUGUGCGCUUCGGCAAGUUUUCGUUGUUGCGCCCAUACGAGAAGAAGGUCGAGUUCAAGGUCAAUGGCGUCAAGCAGCCCUACUCGAUGAAGCUCGGCGAGGGCGGGGAGGCCUUCUUCGUAUUCGAAACCAGUGACACGAUCCCCAAGAGCUUACAGACGUCGCCAUUGGUGUCGCCCGCCUCCAGCCCCCCUCUGGAUGCCCUACAAAACGGCCAGCCACCGCUGCAAGAGCCCGAAUCGCUCGAUCUCAACGACCCUAUCGGAAAAUCACGGUCGGCGAGCUUCAACCGGCCACCACCUACAGUCCUCCACUCGAUCGGGCGAGAUGGGCUGCUCACACCGAGGUCAACCUCUCCGGAGUUCUCCAGGGGAGUUCCGUCUUCCACCGAUGGGUCGCCCCCCCGACCCCACAGCGAAGAGAUCCUGCCCCGGGCAGGGCGGAAGCUGUCUAGCGAUCACGGUUCGAGCGAGGAUGAUGAUGCGAUGUACUUGGAUCGGUCCACGAGCCCUCCUCCCCUUCCCCCGGCCGAGGCUCGGCAGCGGGCGAUCAACCUUUCCAGGGAACUCUCCGCCGUCAACAUCCCGACCCACGUCACCGAAACAGGAGACCUGAUGCUGGAUAUGACGGGGUACAAGAACAGCGACGAGGACGCUAUCCGAGCCGAGAUCCUUGCCCGCAAGGUUCUCUCGGAAGAGCUCGACGGCAACUACGAUAUCGGGGCUCUCUUUGGCGUCGACGAGCGUGGGAAUCUGUGGAUCUACAGUAGCGAGGAAGCGAAGAGUGCCGCUAUGAAGAAAGCUAUGGAAUCGUCAUUACGCGGCCCACCCGGUAUAGCCAUGGACGCCGUCUCCGACCCUGGCUACCAAAGCGACAGCAGCGACGCCACAGCAUCUCCGACUACCUCGAACCACAGGAGGACUGAGUCCGAUCUCGGGCAGAUGACUUUACAGACGCCUCCCAGCUCACCCGGCACGCCGGCCGCCGGCGAUCCCAAUCGAAACUACGCUAAGACGCUGCGGUUGACUAGUGAUCAGCUGAAGGCCCUUGACUUGCAACCGGGUGAGAACUCGAUGAGCUUUACGGUGAACAGGGCCACUUGCCAGGCCUACAUGUACCUGUGGAAACACGAGACCCCCGUGGUGAUUUCGGAUAUUGACGGGACCAUUACCAAAUCCGACGCACUCGGCCACGUGCUGAACAUGAUUGGACGAGACUGGACGCAUGCAGGUGUCGCGAAGCUGUACAACGACAUCGUGUCCAAUGGCUACAACAUCAUGUACCUGACCAGUCGGUCCGUGGGGCAAGCCGACAGCACGAGGACGUACCUUGCGGGGAUUACCCAGGACGGGUUCCGCCUCCCCCGAGGCCCCACCAUCCUGUCACCGGACCGGACCAUGGCCGCGCUGCGCCGCGAGAUCUACCUGCGCAAGCCGCACAUCUUCAAGAUGUCGACGCUGCGCGACAUCCGCAGCCUGUACGGCCCGGACCGGACGCCCUUCUACGCCGGCUUCGGCAACCGCUUCACGGACCAGAUCUCGUAUCGCACCGUCGACGUGCCGCGCACCCGCAUCUUCACCAUCAACUCCAACGCCGAGGUGUCCCUGGACCUGCUGAGCCUCAACCGCAUGAAGCUCAGCUACGUCAACAUGGGCGAGGUCGUCGACCACUACUUUCCCCCCGUCGGCACCCUCGUCAAGGGCGGCGGCGAGGAGUACACCGACUUCCGCUACUGGCGCGACACCCCGCUCGAGCUGGACGAGUUUUCGGGCAGCGACACUGAGCGCGAGGAUGACGACGACGACGAUGAUGAAGACGACGGUCAUGACGAAGAGUAUGCCGAGGACGAGGACGAAGAGGUGGGCGAGGGCAUGGCCGAUAGCUACCUCUCGCGGAACUCGAUGGACGAUUACGGCGAGGGCAGCGUGCUGGGCGAGAGCUACGACGAGGAGCGCAUGAUGGGGUCUGCGAUGGAGGACGAGUAUGCCGAUGACGAGGACGGCGAGUAUGAGGAGGAUGAGGAAGGGGGCGUGGUUGACGAGGUGAUUGGCGAGGCGGUCGAUGAGGCCGAAGACCGGCUGCCGACUCCGGUCGGGAACGUCACGUCGACGGAUGCCGGCGUGCAUGAUGUUGAUGCGGAGCUCAUCACCGGUGUCAAGAACUUGAGGGUGGACAAGAAGUAA
Molecule: messenger RNA, 2316 nt
Organism: Chaetomium globosum CBS 148.51
Lineage: Eukaryota; Fungi; Ascomycota; Sordariomycetes; Sordariales; Chaetomiaceae
Exons: 2
Coding region: 1-2316 (771 amino acids)
Biological process (GO): triglyceride biosynthetic process; fatty acid catabolic process
Cellular component (GO): nucleus
Molecular function (GO): phosphatidate phosphatase activity
Source: RefSeq, a predicted model, not a curated record